UUGAUUUCGGACGCCAUGGCAACGCUCACCGCUCCGCCGGGCUUGGAGCCCGUCGAUGCCGAGGUCAUCGAGGUGCCUGCAGGGACAGCAGCGGGCGCGCGGAGGAAGCUGUUCGAUCCACAUUUGGAGCCGGAAGCCAUUGAAGAUGGCCUGGCCUCAGGAUCAUUGAUCCGUGGCACCAUCCGAGUGAGCAGCUCCAAAGUUAGCAUGGCCUUUGUGCGUCCCGAUGGUGCCAAGAGCCAGGACCGUGAAUGGGUGGUUCGUGGCACCAAGUAUCGCAACCGAGCGGUGCAUGGGGACACCGUGAUCAUUCAGCCCAUUUUGUAUGGCCGAAGCGAGGAUUCUUCUUCUGAAGAUGAGCCGGUGAUGGCCACUGCUAUCGCCUCGGAUUCGGAUGAGGAGGUGGUUUUUACCAAACCCAACGUGGCUGGAAGUGCAGCUAUUCAGCGCGAUGAGGAGGAGGUGAAAAUGGCCAAGGUGGUCGCAAUUGCAGAGAAGAAGGGUUCAGGUCGUGUAUUGGUUUGUACCCUGCAUCCCGACCGACAAAAAAAGGGCGACGGCCAAGUGCAUGCCGAAGAUAGCUUUGUGAAAGCUAUUCCAACUGACAAGCGUUUGCCCACCAUGCUGCUACAGAUCAAUCAUGUGACCAAAAAAGUGCUGAAACUGCCUGGGAAACUUGACCCCUUCAUUUUGUGGCCCAUGCAGAUCAUCACGUGGAACGAAUUUUCCAAGCAACCUUUAGCCAAGUUUCAGGGUCAAUGUUUGGGUCGAGCUGGAAGUCUAGAAGCAGAAGAGAAGCACGCAUUGAUCGCCAAUGAAUUGGAUGAUCAUGAUGUUGACUUCCCCGAUGAUGAGUUGGAUGAGGUGGAUGGAAUCGUGAGAGAGGCGAAGGAGAACUUCCUGUCGGAGGUGGCCAAGCGAAAAGAUCUUCGAAGCCUACGGAUCUUCACCAUCGAUCCAGCCACGGCUAAAGACUUGGAUGAUGCCAUUCAUGUGGUGGAUCUCCCAAACAAGAACCAGAUUGAGGUGGGAGUUCACAUCGCUGAUGUGGCCCAUUUCCUGAAGCUGGGGACCGUCACUGAUAAGGAGGCACAAAGGAGAUCCACUUCGGUGUAUCUCAUUGGACGUGUGCUGCCUAUGUUGCCUCAUGGCUUGUGCAACCACCUGUGCUCGUUGAACCCCAACGAGCCCAAGUUGUCCUUCUCGGCCUUCUUCCGACUUUGCAAACGCUCAGGGAAUUUGAUCCAGGAUCCUGCACCCUGGUUCGCCAAGACGGCCAUUUCCUCAGUGUGUCGCCUCAACUAUGAUCAAGCACAGGAGGUCAUUGAUGAUAUCGAGAUAGAGGAGACGAAACGACCUGCGGUGCAUGGUGGUUACACCUGGCAAGAAAUCAAAGAUGACAUCAAGCUGUUGUAUGAAGUCUGUGGCAAAGUACGAAUGGGAAGGCUGACGGGAGGUGCAAUGACCAUCAGCAAAACCAAGAUGAUUUUUCACACCAUGGACAGUGAAGAUGGCAUCCCCAUGGGCUACCACUUGGAGUCACACAGUGCAUCUCAUUGGGUCAUCGAGGAGCUCAUGCUGUUGGCCAACCGCUGCGUUGCCACGCGUUUGUUUAACUCGGCCAUCAAGGAUUUCUCGGUGCUGCGAAAUCACAAACCUCCUGAGAAUAAAAAGGCACAGACUCUACAGAAGCUGAUGCGCGAGCAGCUCGGGAUCAAAGACUUUGACAUGAGCUGCGCCAACGCCAUCUACAAGUCCUGCCAAGACAUCUACGAAAAGCAUGGCAAAAUGCUGGGCCUUUGCGUCGAAAUGAUGGUCAUGCGAGCCGGAAUGCAGCAGGCCGAAUACUUUGUUUGUGGAGUAGAUGAUGAGGAGGACGAUGAGCCAAAUCCACACCACUUCGCGCUGAAUUUCGAUUACUACACGCAUUUCACGUCACCCAUCCGCCGCUACCCAGAUGUCAUGGUCCAUAGGGUUCUUCAUGCCCUGCUGGAGAAUCAACUUAAGCCUAGCGAGCGUGGUGAGAGUGGUGAGACUGAAGUGGAUGAUGAGAAUGAGGACGAAGAUGAGAAUCCAACGCGAACACGCUACUUCCAAAGCCGCAAAAGAGCGAAAGAGCAGGUGAAGAUUUGCAACACCAAGAAGGUCAAUUCGAGAAGAUGUCAGGAACAGCUGGAUCGUGCCGUGUUUUGCAUUUUCCUGCGAUCCAUGAAAUCCUGGUUCUACACUGUGGGUACUGUCCUUUCCUUGAAUCACUCGGCUCGAGAUGGAGACGGAAUUUCGAUCUAUUGCUCUCAGCUGGGCAGAGAGAGCAAAGUGGCCCUUCGGUCUCAAGACCCGGAAGACGAGGAAAGCAAUGAAAGCAAAUUGGAACUUUUCAUGAACGAAGUUGAUGAUGAGCUCAUGCUGCCAAAGAAUUGGGAGUGGCAAGGCCGAGGUGGUAUCCAGAUUACUUGGAAAUCUCCAGAUGGCAGUGAAGAACACAUCCAAAAAUUGCAGAUGCUGUCCUGUGCUCCCAUUGUGAUCAUUCCAACAAAUACGGUCCCCAUUGACUAUGCCAUGUUCUUGGUAUCUCCAUUCCACAAGAAGUUCAACCAGGUUCGUAAGGAUAUUGCUAAGGAGGAGGUGGAUGGCUUUGCUUGGGCAGACGAAGAGGACGAAGAAGGGGUGGAAACCUGUUACGACGCAUCUGGUUACCCCGAAGCCGCGUAAAGCUGUGGCGACGACCCUGGAACUGGCUGGGUAAUGUCAAGCACUGGCUGCUGUGGGAAAA
Molecule: messenger RNA, 2773 nt
Organism: Cladocopium goreaui
Lineage: Eukaryota; Dinophyceae; Suessiales; Symbiodiniaceae
Source: the annotation of a GenBank genome assembly